CCUAAAUCUUAAUUCAGAGCGCGUAUCUCUUCGUCACUCUAAAACCCCUCGCUCUCUCUUCCCUCUCACCAAAAGCUCAAUACGAUGAUCCUCCGCCUACGAUACCUCAAACUCUCCCGAACCCCUCUCCCAAUCCCCCUUUUUUCCUCCUGUCCUAAUAAAACCCUAAACCCUAAACCCUUCUCCUCCUACGGCGACUCCUCCGGCGCCGGCGAGUGGACGGAGGAGAUCGAGUAUCUGGACGAGUCCGGCGCCGUGCUCUCCUCGGGCCCCGGCGCCCGCCCCGCCGCCCCGGGGCUCGACUCGCACGUUCUCUCCGGGCGCCGUCGCCGCCCCCUCCCCCGCGCCGCCGCGCCGCGGCGCUCUCGCCUCCUCGCCCUCCGCCACCGUGGGACCUCCUCGACCUCCUCCUCGACUCCCUCCCAUUCCCCCGACCCCUCCCUCCUCUCCCUCUCCCUCUCCUCCCUCCCCAUCUCCCUCCCGACCCGUCCCCGCCCUCUCCUCUUCCGCUGGGCGCGUCGCCAACCCUGGUUCCCCCCCGACCCCUCCGUCUACGCCCUAGUCCUCCGCCGCCUCGCCUCCUCCCCCUCCCCCUCCGAACACGCCGACGACGUCGUCUCCCUCUUCGACGACAUGCUCGACCUCGCCGCCGCCGACCCCCUGCUCCUCGCCUCCUUCGCCCCCUCCCUCAACCUCGCCCUCCAAACCCUAUCCCACGCCGCCCUCCUCGAGCUCUCCUACUGCUGCUUCAAGAAGCUCCGCGACCUCGGCUUCGCCAGCUUUGAAACCCUCACCUUCAACUCCCUCAUCACCCUCUUCCUCACCAAGGGCCUCCCCUACAAGGCCUUCGAGAUCUACGAAUCCAUGAAAGGUAGUGCCUGCUCCCUCGAUUCGACCACCUACGAGUUGAUGGUGCCCGCCCUCGCCAAAUCCGGCCGUUUAGAAGCGGCACUCCACCUGUUCGACGAAAUGAAGCAGAAGAACCGGCCGGCGUUUACGGUCUACUCUGCCCUAGUUGACUCGAUGGGCAAGGCCGGGCGGCUCGAUGCUGCGAUGGGCCUGUAUAGAGAGAUGCAGAGUUCAGGGUAUAAGCCGUCGAAUGCUAUGAAUGUCUCGAUUGUGGAGGCUUUGGUGAAGGCUGGGAAGUUGGAUGCUGGUAUGAAGCUUUGGGAUGAGAUGAGAAGCAUCGGGUUUCGCCCAAAUUUCAAUCUUUAUACCGUGAUGGUAGAGGCGAAUGCAAAGUCGGGAAGGUUGGAUGUAGCGGCGUCGCUCUUUAAUGACAUGGAAAAGGCCGGGUUUUUCCCUACUCCUUCAACUUAUUCUUGCCUUAUAGAGAUGCACUCAGCUGCAGGCCGAGUGGAUGAGGCAAUGCGGCUUUACAAUUCUAUGACCAAUGCAGGUGUUCGCCCUGGUUUGAGUACAUUCACGUCACUUUUGACGGUUCUUGCAAAUAAAAAGCUCUUGGAUUUGGCUGCAAAGAUCCUGCUUGAGAUGAAGGCUGUUGGUUUUGCGGUAGAGGUGAGCGCGAGCGAUAUGCUGAUGAUUUAUAUUAAAGAGGGGUCGACCGAGCAUGCAUUGAGGUGGCUUCGUUUCAUGGGUUCGGCCGGAAUAAGGACUAACAACUUCAUAAUAAGGCAGUUGUUUGAAUCUUGCAUGAAAACCGGGCUUUACGAGUCGGCAAAACCAUUGCUCGAGACCUAUGUUGGGUCAGCAGCAAAAGUGGAUCUGAUACUGUACACAUCGGUUCUCGCCCAUUUGAUAAGGUGCCAAGAUGAGAAGAAUGAAAGAGUCAUAAUGGAUAUUUUGAGUGCGUCGAAGCACAAGGCCCACGAGUUCAUGUGCGGGCUGUUCACAGGGCCUGAGCAGCGAAAGAAGCCCGUCUUAUCAUUUGUGAGAGAAUUCUUUCAAGGGAUUGAUUACGAACUAGAGGAGAGCGCGGCUCGGUACUUUGUGAAUGUGCUCUUGAACUAUCUCGUGCUCAUGGGCCAGACGAACCGUGCGAGGUGUGUGUGGAAAGUUGCUUAUGAGAACAAGCUGUUCCCAAAAGCCAUUGUUUUCGAUCAGCACAUCGCGUGGUCUUUGGACGUAAGGAACUUGUCGGUGGGGGCGGCGCUGGUAUCUGUUGUCCACACUCUGCAUAGAUUUAGGAAGCGGAUGCUGUACUACGGAGUCGUGCCUCGACGAAUUAAGUUAGUGACAGGCCCGACACUUAAAAUAGUUGUGGCGCAGGUUCUAGAGUCGGUAGAAUCGCCAUUUGAGGUGAGCAAGGUUGUCUUAAGGGCGCCAGGGGAUUCAGUUCUCGAGUGGUUCAAGAAACCCAUUGUGCAGCAGUUCUUGCUGAAUGAGAUACCGUCGAAAGCUGACAUCUUGAUGCAUAAGCUCAAUGUGCUGUUUCCGAGCUCUGCGCCCGAGGUUCGGUCUCUUUCCCCUCCUAAAUCAGUUGCUAUGUCUAGGUGAUGUACCAGUGGUGAUUUUAUUCGAAUUCCUCAUUAGUUCAUUGAGGUGUAUAAAGUGAAGGAUAUUUAUGUACACUCCCCUUUUUUUGUGGGGGAAUAAAUUAUCAUCAUUUAAUUUAACAUCUUUCUAUUUGCGGUUCUUCCAUGUAGUAGUAAUUUCUUGAGAUACAUAUUUCAGUUCUCUAGGUUAGAUGUUUAUGGGAAAAUACUGCAUGCUAUGUGAAGAAGCUACUGUAAUAUUAGAAAGAAAAAUGGGGGUAUUAUGAUGUAAGAACAUUCGAGGUUCUGGUUCAUUAGUUAGAAUAAGCUAAUGACCAUUUGUUAAGUUCAUGGUUCUUUUGGAA
Molecule: messenger RNA, 2800 nt
Organism: Ananas comosus (pineapple)
Lineage: Eukaryota; Viridiplantae; Streptophyta; Magnoliopsida; Poales; Bromeliaceae
Product: pentatricopeptide repeat-containing protein At1g79490, mitochondrial
Molecular function (GO): protein binding
Source: RefSeq, a predicted model, not a curated record